Molecule: messenger RNA, 1371 nt
Organism: Paralichthys olivaceus (Japanese flounder)
Lineage: Eukaryota; Metazoa; Chordata; Actinopteri; Pleuronectiformes; Paralichthyidae
Source: RefSeq, a predicted model, not a curated record
AUCGGCAGGUCCCUGGUGGAAUGCAUUUAGUUCUGUUCCUUUCAUUUCCUUCAGCUGUUGAAGACAUGUCGUCCACGGUGCUGCUGAAUCUGCUGCGUUGUGCUCGCUGCACCGGUCGAACCUUCCUCCAAUCCUCCGCACAAACCUCCCCAGCCUCUGGACAGGUGGGCGGGGCCUUGUUGGGGGUGGUGGGGGUGCGGCGGGCCAGCGGGUCGGUCUGUUUGAACGUUGACGACAGAGGCCGACCGGUGACCUGGGACUCAUUUGGUAUCUGGGACAACAGGAUAGAGGAACCAGUGCUGCUGCCGUCCAGUAUCAGAUAUGGGAAACCAAUUCCACAGGUGAGUUUAUCCCGGGUCGGCAGUGCGUCAGUCUUGGGUCUCAGGAAGCAGAACGAGGACCGUCUCCGUGUGGCCCGUAUCCAUGACAACCUGCUGUACUUCGCCGUGUUCGACGGCCAUGGCGGCCCUCACGCCGCAGACUACUGCUACACCUUCAUGGAGAAAUUCAUCAGAGACGCUCUGGAGGACGAGGACGACCUGGAGAAGGUUCUGAAAAAAGCCUUUUUAGACGCGGACAGCGCUCUGCACACACACCUGAGCUACUUCAACAACGCCUCCUUCCUGACGGCCGGCACCACGGCGACGGUGGCUUUGCUACGUGACGGCGUGGAGCUGGUGGUCGGCAGCGUCGGCGACAGCCGGGCGAUGUUGUGCCGGAAGGGACGAGCAACCAAACUCACCAAGGACCACACACCUGACUGCAAGGACGAGAGACACCGGAUCCAGAGGUUUGGCGGCUUCGUGACGUGGAACAGUGUCGGCCAGGCCAACGUUAACGGGCGGCUCGCCAUGACUCGCAGCAUCGGCGACUUCCACCUGAAGAACAGCGGCGUCAUUGCUGAGCCGGAUACGAGACGACAGACAGUGCGUAGAAAAUCAGAUAUAUACUUGACAACGGAGAUUUGGGUUCUGUUUUUUAUCGUUGGGGGAAACCUGAGAUCCAGUUGGUCUCUGCAGGUCCAACACGCCAACGACUCCUUCCUCGCUCUGACCACUGAUGGCAUCAACUUCCUGCUGAGUGACCAGGAGGUCUGCGAUGUGAUCAACCAGUGUCAGGACCCAACGGAGGCAGCGGACGUCAUCGCUCAGCAGGCGCUGCAGUACGGCUCAGAGGACAACGGCACCAUCAUCAUCGUCCCGUUGGCAGCGUGGGGGAAACAUCAGAGCUCCACCAUCGUCUACAGCAUGAGCAGGAACUUUGCCUCCAGUGGCAGAUGGGCGUAGACAUCAAACACUUGAAGGACGCAAACAGUUUCGAUCUUUUUCAAACUGAUGAUCUUUAAAUUCCCCUGAACUCUGACGAGUCCCC